GUACUCGGCCCCUUCUGGAAGGUUCCACUCCAGCCUCUCCUCUGCAGUGGCACCUUUUGUGAUCUGGAGACAGAAAACAAGAGAUCAGGGGGAGAGCUUGCAGAAAAAAGAAAAAAAAAAGGAAAAUAAUAACCAGCAAACCAGAAUACACUCUAAAGACAUAAAACACUCUAUGGCAGAAUUCAGAAAUAAGCUUUAAAGGAACAAGACAAUGAAGAUUUAAAGGAAGAAGACAACAGAGGGAGGAAGAAGGAUGUCCCAAAAACAGCUGAAGGAAGCCUUUAUCAGCAACCUGAACGGAACGAGUUUGCUGGAAAUUUCCGCAGGCUUGUCCCUGCCUCCGCUGUGCCUGCUCUGCAGAGGGCUCCUCCUGAUCCUGCACUACCUGCACCAUGGAAAACCUGUAAGCUCAAGGAAGUACAGCCUGCUGCUAGACUUCCUGGUGCUGGUGUCUCCUCUCCUCUUCUCUUGCACUGUCUUGUCUCCAAUCAUCUUUUUCAUACCGGUUAUCCUUGCUGCCUUUUGUGCCGGAAUAUUUCUCAAAAUAUACAGCCACAGAAAACGGGAGGCCAGAGCGCCCUUUGGGCAGAUUGUAAAAGAAUUCCAGGAGGCAUGCUUGGAUCCCAAGUGCAUUCCAGCAAUAACUGUGUUCCGUGUUUAUGUCAACGUGCUGACAUCCAUCAGCAUUUUGGCCGUGGAUUUCCCGCAGUACCCCCGGCGAUACGCCAAGGCCGAGACCUACGGCACCGGCGCCAUGGAUUUGGGGGUGGGAGCCUUCAUCUUUGGAAAUGCUCUGGUUUGCCCUGAGGUUCGACACAAACCUCACAUGGCACAGCCCAGGUUCUCCAGCCUGGCCAGGCAGGUGUUCUCUGUGUGGCCGCUGAUUUCCCUCGGUGUUGGGCGGCUGCUGAGCGUUAAAUCCAUCGAGUACCACGAGCACACCUCGGAGUACGGGGUGCACUGGAACUUCUUCUUUACCUUGGCACUGGUGAGACUUGCAGCAUCUCUGCUUUUAGCCAUAAUCCCCAAACAUAAGGCUUGGCUUGUGGCUCUAGCUGUGGCUGUGCUUUACCAGCUCCUCCUCAGCACCACCUCUCUGAAGACGUUCAUCCUGCACGGCAGCGACGGCAGGGGCUCCCGGCUCGGCUUCCUCGAUGCCAACAGGGAAGGGCUGCUCUCCCUCUUUGGCUACCUGGCCAUCUACCUGGCGAGCGUGCAGGUGGGGCUGUGGCUGCUGCAGCGCAGGAGCUGGGUCAGGAGCUGGCUGGAAGCCCUGAGGGGGCUGGCUGUGGCUGUUCUGGGGCUGUGGGUGAUGCUGCAGCUGUGCCAGGCGUGCACGGAGCCCGUGUCGCGCCGCCUCGCCAACCUGCCCUUCUGCACAUGGGUGCUCGCCCAGUGCCUGCUGCUGCUGGGCUUUUUUGUGCUCACCGACCUCGCCUUGGUGUUCACAAAGCUGCUGGUCAGAGGGUGCAGCGUGCCCUGCUGCUGGGAGCUCGUGCAGCCCCCAGAUUCCAGGAAAAAGCACGGAAUGGAGGCCGUGCCGGUGGGAAGGCAAGACAAGCUGUCACAGCCAUGCCUGAUUAGUGCCAUUAACAAAAAUCAAUUACUGUUUUUCUUGCUAGCCAAUGUCAUGACUGGUGCUGUGAACAUCCUGAUAGAUACAAUCCACAGCAAGGCUGCCUUUACGUUAUGCAUAUUGCAUUUAUACAUGUUUUUUAACUGUUUAAUUAUGUAUAUAUUGCAUGCCAGAAAUAUAGUAUUAAAGUUUUGGUGAGUGGACUAGCUGGACUUUGUUUGCUGCAGUUGAAUGAUGGCAUUUAAUUGAAAAAAUAGUAUUUUUCCUGGAUGUGUUGCAAUAAUUUAUAAUUUAGCAGAGCUUUUUAUUAUUUAGUGUUGAUUACUUUUUAAUGGUUCAUUUUACCAAAUUACACAGUUGAUGAGCUUACCUGUUGGGAGCUGUUGCACAUUAUCCUGAAAACUUAGGAUUGGAGAUUGCUGAAUAUUCCUGCUGCUCCUGAGAGUAAAUUGUAUUUACAGUUAGUGAACUGUGCUCAUACCCAAGGAAUUAGAUAACAAGGUAGAGUAGAAACCAGAUGAAAAGAAAAUGAGUAAUUAUAUGGAGAGAGAGGCCUAGCUGUGUCAAGAUUUACCUAGUUAAGGCAUAAAUAAUAGAUAAGAAUAAUUCUUUAUAUAAAAUGUAUUGAAUAAGUGGAUACUUGAAAAUGUUUUGGCCCCAGUCCUGCAGAGACUUAUGCAUAUGCUUGACUUUGAUGGUAGUAAUUGUGGAGUGUUAAUCAUAUACUGAAACCUAAAUUAGCCUUUGAAUUAAAGCUAGAUUUUACUUCCGUCCCCACUGAUGAAUAUAAAUGAAGAGCUGAGAUAAAGUGUGAUGCUCUGAAGGAUAAACUCAACUGCAGAUGAAUUCAUAAAGCAGUAGUUGGAGGUUGUGGUGCAGAUAGUAAGAGCAACACUUCAUAAGAAAAUACAAAUAUACCAAAUGGUUUCAGCUCCAACCUGCAGACCAGCACACUGAAUAGUGUAUUUUGCCAGCUGAGAUGUCCCCAAGGGGGGACAUUUGGCAUUAAUUUUGAUUAGCAAACAAACAGGGUUCAGAUGGAAAGAAGUG
Molecule: messenger RNA, 2626 nt
Organism: Catharus ustulatus (Swainson's thrush)
Lineage: Eukaryota; Metazoa; Chordata; Aves; Passeriformes; Turdidae
Gene: PIGW
Product: phosphatidylinositol glycan anchor biosynthesis class W
Exons: 3
Coding region: 254-1774 (506 amino acids)
Biological process (GO): GPI anchor biosynthetic process; protein localization to plasma membrane
Cellular component (GO): endoplasmic reticulum; membrane
Molecular function (GO): glucosaminyl-phosphatidylinositol O-acyltransferase activity
Source: RefSeq, a predicted model, not a curated record